Messenger RNA from Arabidopsis lyrata subsp. lyrata, 1329 nucleotides. RefSeq names its product prolyl-tRNA synthetase associated domain-containing protein 1. The transcript has 12 exons. Bases 220 to 1143 code for a protein of 307 amino acids. NCBI's taxonomy places the organism in Eukaryota, Viridiplantae, Streptophyta, Magnoliopsida, Brassicales, Brassicaceae. Gene Ontology annotation, molecular function: aminoacyl-tRNA deacylase activity. The record is from RefSeq and is a predicted model, not a curated record.
GGUUGGGCCUUUUAGGCUUUUGGAAGUUAAGUAUAGUCGUGGAUUUAAAAGCCCAAUGUGUGAUCCAUUUGUUUUUACUAAGAAAGUUUAAAGAUUUUCAAUCCAAUAUCUAACCAUCGGCAAAAAUCUGGAAAACCUAAACCUCGUCUUGUCAACAAAAUCUGCAGUUCCUUGCUCAUUUCUCAGUCCAAAUUCUUUGAUUUUGAUUGAUUCGAUUCAAUGGGUUUCUCCAAAGAUCAGUUGCUUGAUCGACUUCAGGAACUUGAGAUUGAUUAUUCCAAGUAUGAACAUCCGCCUGUUUUAACCGUCGAAGAACAGGCCAAGUAUGUAAGCAGUAGUGAGGGAGCGUUGAGUAAGAAUCUCUUCUUGAAGGACAAGAAACAUCGAUAUUAUAUCGUUUCAGCCAUGGUGGAUACGAAAGUUGACAUGAAAGUUUUAUCUCAGAGACUUGGUCUGGGAAAAGGAGGAAUUAGAAUGGCUCCUGAAGAAGCACUUGGUGAGCUUUUGCAGGUGUCCCUUGGAUGUGUUACACCGUUUGCAGUUGUAAAUGAAUCAUCAAGAGAUGUGUCGCUCUUGUUAGACCAAAAAUUCAAGAACCAAACACGCUGCAUCUUCCACCCAUUGUCUAACGACGUCUCAGUCUCUCUUAACACGUUGGGUCUGGACAAGUUUCUGAAGUCGAUUGGGAGAGAUCCCGUAUACGUUGACCUUGAGGCUAACCCGGUAGUUGGUAAAGACCAGGCUCCAGAUCUAGCUGUUUAUGUUCCGUCUAAUUCAGUUGUUGUUCCCGAGGUUUCUAAUAAAACAUCUACUAUACAAAACCCUCCUCCAAAAAGUGUGUCAGCAGAUGUUAAACCUGUCGCUUCAGCCAAACCGAGCAAGCCAGCCGGUAAGGUGAAGAGCAUCGCGGAUAAUUCAGCCCCAUCAGCUUACAAGAACCCCGAGAAAUUUGUGGAGGAGAUAAUGGACAAAACAUCAGCUCUAUUAUUGUCCGAGGCAAAGGGAGAGAGUGUGGAGGCUUUGGCAGAAACACUGAGAAAACGACUUACAUCAGAGUUUACCCAUCUCGCUAUUAUGUACAAGAACACUGCCUACACAGAAGGUUUCUAUGCCGGUACGCGCCACCAACCGAACCGAUUGUAAGAGGUUUGGUUUACAUGUUGAACCGGAGAUAUUUGGGAGAGAAACAUACCGGUUAAGCAAUUAUAUUUUUCCUUCGUUGGACAAAAAUUUUAGAUAAGACUGAAAAUGAUUACAUUUAUGUGAGCUCGAACCAUUUAUUGACUUAUUGUUGCUUUGUUUGUUUAAUCAAAGAUAAACUUUUCUAUA